Molecule: messenger RNA, 4619 nt
Organism: Rhincodon typus (whale shark)
Lineage: Eukaryota; Metazoa; Chordata; Chondrichthyes; Orectolobiformes; Rhincodontidae
Gene: arhgef16
Product: Rho guanine nucleotide exchange factor (GEF) 16
Exons: 15
Coding region: 281-2410 (709 amino acids)
Biological process (GO): activation of GTPase activity
Molecular function (GO): protein binding; guanyl-nucleotide exchange factor activity
Source: RefSeq, a predicted model, not a curated record
GCGCCGCAGUUUGCGUAAGUUGUUCAGGUUGCGCCAAAUCUGGGAUCCGACAGGAACAGGGAGAGUGGGGGGAGAGAAAAACUGUCUAUUCCUUUCGAAUUUCAGCCCCCGUCCCGGCUCAGAGUCGGGACAUGGAGAAACGACGUUAAAUCUGAAGGAGGAUGAGGAGUUCACGAUUAGGAGUUUGCAAGCCUUUAUGAUGAGAUACCAAAAUUCUGAUGCCAAUCCACUAUAAUAUUGACUCUUCUGUCACAUCCACCAAAAAAGCUGAGCAAACAAAAUGUCUCAAAGGUAUUCAGAAAGUAACCUGGAAGAAAAGUCUCAGGUCUUGGUGUUGGAACAGACAUUCAAGUCUGACUUCCAGAUUAACUCUGACUCUGACAGGUUGAUGACCCAGAGUGGUAAAUCUUCACUCCUGGAAGUGGACAAUCUGGCAUUGGGCAGUGCCAAUUCCAUGCCAUCGCUCUCAGACUUACCAAAGGUGGUUUUGAGCACAGACAGUCCGGCUGCACUGAAGAACGGGCAACAGCAGAUUAUCCCCAGCAAAUUGGCCGUGACGACCAAGACUAAAAUGCGGCCUCAGAGCAGUGGGCCCUCCGGGAAGCGGGAUAGCGGCAGGAGGGAAGUGCGGAGCAUGCCACCGACUGACCUGCAAUAUGAGGAGGGGAGUAAUACAGGGAGCUCGAGUGGGACACUGCAACGUAAUCGCCGCAACAUGUCGUAUAAGGUGGCAACGGACAGCUUGUCUGAAUACUCGGAGGAGAAGAAGCUGUUGUCUCCUCCCACACUGCCACCAUUAGGGGAAAUGCCAACAGUGCAACCAGCUCGAAGUCCAGGCAGGACCAAGCGAACAUUAGGAAGAAAGAAAGGACCCAGAAAUCGAAGUUCCUUUAAGGAUGAUCCAAGGCUAUACCAGGAGGUGCGGGAGAGAGGCCUGGACAGUGUUCCGGAGUCGGAUGAUGAUUUGUUGGAUGAUACCAGGCACUUGGAAUCUGCAGAACCAGACGACAAGAUUGUGGUUCAGAAUUACAGACCGGCACAGAUGACAUGGAGCCAGUUACCACAGGUUCUAGAGCAAGGGAUUCUGCACAGACUGCCAGCUGAGGAACGCAAGAGGCAAGAGGCCAUCUUUGAGAUCAUUGUAUCUGAGCACUCCUAUCAGCACAGUCUGACAGUCCUGGUCGACAUGUUCAAGAACUCAAAGGAACUACAGACGACCAUGACCAGCACUGAGCACCAUCAUCUCUUCUCCAACAUAGGUGACGUUCAAGACGCCAGUAAAAGAUUUUUUGAAGACCUUGACACGAGACUCCAGCAAAACCCGGUCAUCCGAGACAUCAGUGACAUUGUGGAGCACCACGCAUCGCACUGUUUUGGUGCUUACAUCGUCUACUGCUCAAAUGAAAUCUACCAGCAACGAACGCUCGAGAGAUUGCUCAAUUCCAACACACUUUUCAAGGAAACCCUGAAGCGGAUUCAGAGGAAUUCAAAGUGUGGUGGCCUGCCCAUCAUCUCCUUCCUGAUUCUACCCAUGCAGAGGGUGACCCGACUCCCACUCCUCAUGGACACUAUUUGUCAAAAAACCAACCGUUUUCAAGUGGAGUAUGCUGCAGCCACUAGAGCAUUGAAAGCCAUCAGUAAGUUGGUUAAAAUGUGCAAUGAGGGAGCGCACAGGAUGGAGCGAACAGAACAGAUGUGUACCAUCCAGACGCAACUGGACUUUGGGAAGAUUAAGGCCUUCCCUCUCAUCUCCGCUUCAAGGUGGCUACAGAAAAGCGGGGAGCUGACCGUCUUUGUGGAAGAAUCUGGAAUCUUGCGCAAAGUGUUUGGGAAGCAAAGUUGUUUCCUCUUCCUCUUCAAUGAUGUGUUGAUCGUUACCCGGAAACGAAGUGAGGAGAGCUACAUGGUACAGGACUAUGCCAUGUUGGACCAAGUGGAGGUAGAAGCACUGGAGAGCAAUGAGUCUCCCCACUCUCCCCCGGGCAAGGCCGUAAGUGGUGGAACCGUCCCUCGCAGCAACUCCAACACUUGCCUUUUCAAAAUAAUCAUGAAGAAGAACAGCGCUGGUGAAAUGGAGCAAAUUGUGUUAGCCACGGAAUCCGAGAGUGACCGAGCUCGCUGGAUCCACGCCAUCCAGGGGAACCAUGACGACCUCGUCAAUAAAGAAGGCCUCCCACAGGUGGAGAUUAUCAAAGCCUUCCUGGCCAAACAGCCAGAUGAGAUGACACUUCAGCAGGCCGAUGUGAUCAUUGUUCUCCAGAAGGUUGAUGGCUGGUACCGGGGAGAGAGGAUACGUGAUUGGGAGAUGGGCUGGUUUCCCGAGUCCUGCGCCAAGAUGAUAACCAGUCGCAGUGCAGUGCAACGAAAUGUCCAACGAAUGGAGAGAUUGCGGAUUGAAACUGACGUCUAGUUCCUGCAUCAGAGUCGAAGUUCCAUUUGCCCUGAUAUGACGGAGCCUGGAUUUUAACAUACCUGCCAAGGAUGUUAUAACAAACUUGGCAACCAAUGUUUCCCCUUAGUCAUUGCCAUCAGACUGUGUAAUUGUAUCACUGGGGCUGAAUGACCCAUCGAAAUGAUCAAUGGAUUGAAUAUGUUAGUCAGGGGUGGUUAACGAAUACAUUUUUCAAAAGGGGUUUGAUUGUGAUCGCAAAUGAUUGGUAUCCCAGUCGCCAGCCUCUUUGAUUACACCCUGUGUGUGCGGCAAGGCACUUUUAUUUAGAAACAAUUGGAAACGCUUUAGUUUUUUUAAACUCAGGACCCAUGUGACCAUGGACAAUAUGAGGGGGAGGGGGUGGGGCUAGAGUGAGAGAGGGUGAUUGUAGUUAAAACCUACCGUUCCUGAUUUUCCCAUGAGUUCAGUCCCUCAUCCAGGAGGGAAAUUCCAGCCUUACGAAAGCAGAUCCUGUUUCAAUAUCCAACAUGGGAGGUUUUAAGAAUUUUGUUUGCUUUGCUGUAGAUUGUUGUCAAUCAGUAACAUGUUGCGAGGUAUUGCAGAGGCCUAUUUCAGCAGGCAAAGCCAUUGAUCGGUGCUUGUUCCAUCUUGAACACCUGAAAGGUAAAAACUAAAACGAAGCUGUCCCUUACGCGCACUUUCUAUGGUGAGAGGGAGGUUGUGUGUAUGACUCGGAGCAACUCUGUAAAAGUUCAUUACCCUCAGCUCAGUUAGCUGAGGAUGAUGUUGACUGAUCAUAUGGGCUCUGUCACAAAGAUUCUCAAUCAAAUUUCUCUCUCUUUUCUCAACCUUGCGAAUAAUUUGUGUACAAUUGGCUGCAAUUCCCUUUUCAGACUGCUUGCAUUCUGUCUGUCUGUGUUACGGAUAGCUGGCUUUGGAACAGGUGGUGAGACUUUUAAGCUUCCGAAGCCAGAUCAUGGAGACCAGACUGAUGUUCGUGAACACUUCAACACUGCACACACACUGUUCCAAGGAGGAUGAGCAGAGAGUGGAGCAGGUAGACCAGGCAGAACCUGUGUGUGUCAGUGAUUGGAUAAACACAGGACUACGCUAUCAAGCUAAUGGGUUGCCAAUGCUAAUUUGCUACAUUCAUGCUUCUGGCUGUCCCACCUCAACAGUCCUGGUUGUCUUUAAUUUGAGUAAGCUUUAUUUUGGUUUUUUGUACUAAAGUGCCAGAAAUGAACAUUCCCCAUGCUACAUCCUCAACAACCUUGAACUGCCUGCUUUACUUCACGGAUUGGUGAGAGAUGACUGCAUUAUAAAAUCCAUCCCUGAGAAUCCUUACCCGCGCUCCCCCCCCCCGCUCCCAUGAUCUGACUUUGUGAUGCACUGCUCACAGUCCCCUGGGUGGCGUGACCUGGUGAGUGCCGGGCCUCCUCUUGCAUGUUACAAACAUGGGCAUUUUGUGGACUCAGUUGCUUAUCUGCCAAAGAUUCUGAGGUUCUGGUGGUCAGGGACAGGCAGGAAAACCACCCGCAGUUGCCCAAUUCCCUGGCAACAAUGUGCUUCUGAGCCAAACUGGUAGGGGACUGCCAGGCUCAGUACCCACCCGAAGCUAAAAUGUUUGGGGGUUGGAGGUGGGGGUGCAGUUGUAGAGACAUAGAAUCAAUGAUCAAUGAUCAACUAAAACAAUGAUCAAUGUUUUGGAAGGAGGGAAAUCUGCUGGGAUCUUUUCCCUUUGCCAAUACUCGGUUGGCAAUGAACAUGUCUUCAGUGAUUGAGUAACACCCUCUGCCAUUGCUCGCUCAUUUUCCUCAUCAUCAAUGGAAAACACAACAGAACAUGCACGUAUUGGACAGCUGAUUUGCUGUCUCCUGCUUUACAUUGCUGCUAAAAUACAUCUUACUCAAGAUAAUGGGGCAAAGGGUUUCAAGAAAAGGAAGAUUCUUUAAUUUUGAGGAGGGUUUUAAUUGUCACCCAAUAUAUCUUAACAAAACUAAUCAGCGAACGGCAACAACUUAGAAGUGGGCUCAGGAUUGCGGGUACAAAGAAACCACUUUGAUUUUGUUUUUGCUGCUGACCCCUUUGUUGAGAGUAUCAACUCAUCUUCACCUUCUGCCAUUUUAUAGUCACACUGGAACUUGCCAAAUGUUUAUUAAUUAAAUGAUAUAUAUUCCUGAGAUUGGCAGUUUUUAUGAAUGUACAAAUAAACAUUUCUUACAAUUUA